AUGACACAAAAAAUAAUCGAUUUCUAUUUUGAUGUAAUUUCACCUUAUAGUUGGAUCGGGUUUGAGGUAGAUUUUUUAUUAAAGGUUUUUUGAAAAUAUAAAUGAAAAUUGUAGGCUUUGGAACAAUUGAAAGGAAAUCAAUGGAAAGAUGUUGAGAUUCGAUAUCAUCCAUUUUUCCUGAGAAAUGUGAUGAUGAAAAGUGGUAGGUGAAAAAAUAUCGGGGAGAAAAAUAUUCACUGUUUCGAAAAAUCAUGAAAAAGUUUGGGAACUUUGAAUUUGAUAAAAUCGAAUUGAUUUCAAAAUUUUCCAGGAAAUCGUCCUCCAGCAAUGUUGCCAAAUCGUGGUCGAAUGUUAGCCCAAGACAUCCGCAGAACCGCCAAUUAUUGGGGAAUACAAAUCAAAAAUCCACCGGUAUCUGAAUCCUCUUCUUUUUUCCCCAAUACUCGAAAAAUUCAAUUUUCACAGAAAUUCAUCGAAUGGAUUUUGCAAUACACAACAGAAGAAGCGCAAAAACUUCUAAUAGUUAUCCAAAAUCAAUUUGGUUCACAAAAAAUGAUGGAAACUGCUCGAGUUUUUUGGCGAAGACUUUGGUUUGAUUGUGAGAAAAUAUUUGAAGUUGAGGAUUUUGAGAUGGUUUUGAAGGAAGUUGGAAUUGUUCCAAGUGAUGUUUUGGGUAAAAUUGGGGAUUUGGAAGUGGCGAAGAAUUUGGAGAAAAAUAAUCAAGCAGUCAAUGAGGCAUAUGUGAGUUUUUUUUCCAAAAAAAAAGAAUGAGGUUACUGUAGAUUCAGAGAGCUUGAGAAUAUUCUGAAAAUUUUGAAAUUCUCUACAAACUGAGUUACAGUAUCUAUUUUCAACAUUGAUCUCCAGCCAAAACCUCACUAGAACUCAAAAGCCUUCAAAUUCUGAAUUUUUCCAGGGUUACGGUGCUCCUUGGAUUCUUGUCCAUACUUCCGAUUCAAAAACCCACACAUUUUUCGGCUCCGAUCGUUUUCAUAUCAUUGCCGAACUUCUCGAUUUGCCACAACCUUUGCCUCAAAAAUUUUUGAAUUCUAAAUUGUGA
Caenorhabditis angaria is the source of this 1060-nucleotide messenger RNA. Lineage: Eukaryota; Metazoa; Nematoda; Chromadorea; Rhabditida; Rhabditidae. The record is from the annotation of a GenBank genome assembly.